UGCACGUCCGCCGCCACAGCUCAGGUCUCGAGCUAGUGGGAGGGAAGCUAGCACGCUGUGUUUGAAGUAGAGUGGGGCAUCAGUUGUCCUUUUAUCUUCCUUAAUUUCAAGUACCACCUUUACAAAGUUAACAAAGUAAAUAUUCUUCAUUAACCCAGCCCAGAAACGAAGACACAACACUUCCGGUGUGACUUGUAACUAUUAUGGCUGGCAGCACCAUCAAGACUGUGCACGAUAUUUUUCAAAGCAUGGAGUCCGGACCUGCAGCAGCUUCCAGCAGCGCCACUGCACAGGCCUGGCUGCAGCAUCAUUCCCGUUCUCUGGGUCUGUUCAUCGAUGGGAAGUUUGUCUGUCCAGCCGACAGACAGAGUUGCUCCCUGACUGAUUCUAAAGGUGUUAACGUGUGCAGCACAGUGUGCGCUGUGGAGGAAGACGUUUCCCAGUGCGCCUCCUCUGCUGUUAACGGCUACAAGGCGUGGAGCAGCCUGAGCUGCUACCAGAGAGCCAAAGUGCUGCUCAGGUUAGUGAGUGUCCUUGGGCAGCACGGUCAGUGUGUGUCGGAGUUGUGUGAGCUGUGUGACGCCGCCUGCUCGCCCUCCGCCCUUGUCAGACUGCUGCAGUACUACAGUGGCUGGGCUCAGCUCAGAGACACGCUCAUCACUGACUGGACACCGCUGGGUGUGGUGGCCGUGGUCGUCUCUGAUGACUGCUCUCUCUACUCCCUCAUGCUCAAAGUCCUGCCAGCACUGGCCAUGGGGAACUCCGUCAUCGUCGUCCCUGGUCGGAGCAGCGCCCCUCCAGCGCUCCUGUUGGCCCAGCUUUUUACAGGAGCAGGACUUCCUGCCGGAGCUCUUAAUGUUUUAACAGGAAGUGACCUGUCGCUGGGCGCCAAAGUGGCCCAGAACUCCAGCAUCAGCUACGUCACCUACAGCGGCAACAAGCAGGAUGGGAUGACGCUGUGUAAGGCCACAGCAGGGAUGGGCGUUCCCGUUUCUAUCUCACCCUACAUCGGCGCUAGCUGUCCCUUCAUCAUCUUUGAGUCAGCUGACAUUGACAGCGCAGUGGACGGAGUGAUGGAGGCGGCGUUCAAGAGGAAACGAGAGGUCCACUGGGUGCUGUGUGUGCAGGAGAGCGUGCUGGACAGUGUCGUGGCUCGUCUCAGGCUCUGUAUGGCCGGGAUGAAGUGUGUGUCCCUGCACAGUGAUGGGGCCAGGCUCCUGGUGGACGUUGCAGUACAGGACGCUCAGCAUCAGGGGGCGACGUUGGUUCAGUCCUGCGCUGCCCCCCCCUCAGGUGCUCAGUACCCUCCCACAGUGCUCUGCGGGGCAGCCCCCUCCUCUCCAUUCGUGGUCAGCCCUCCUCCUGGACCACUGCUGCCGCUCAUGACCUUCAGAAGCAACACAGAGGCAGUGACGCUGGGAAACCACAGCCCUCAUGGUCAGGCAGCCUCCAUCUGGACUGAAGACCUCACACUGGCUCUGGAGACAGCCAAGAGUCUGUCAGUUGGCUCUGUGUGGGUGAAUUCCCACUCUGUGUCUGACCCCUGUCUGCCUGUCUCCGGUCACAAAGACAGCGGCACCUGCACUGACGGAGGACAGGAGGGUCUGUACCAGUUCCUACGUCUGUCCUCGUCCUCUCCUCCUCUUCCUCGCUCCUCACCCGUCUCUAUGGACUACUCAAAGUAUGGAACAGCAGCGUCUCCAGCAAUCAUUCCUGAAGACUGUGACGCUGCCAGUGCUCCAAAGUCCUACCUGCAGUUUGUUGCUGGUAAAGCAUGUAAAUCAGUGUCUGGCUGCAGUGUGGUGGUGCAGUCACCAGGGGGCGGCAGCGUGUUAGCCUACUGUCCAGAUGGAGGUCGGAAGGACGUCCGCAAUGCUGUGGAGGCUGCUGCCAAAGUCCAGCCUGGCUGGAUGAAAAAGACACCGUCUGCACGCGCUCAGUUGCUCCACUCUCUGGCUAAGGGCCUGGAGGCAAAGAGGCGGGACAUAGCCGCGUCAAUCAACGCUCAGACUGGUCUCUCAAUGGACGAGGCUGAUCAGGAGGUGGAGCUCAGCAUCAACAGGCUCAGUGAUUGGGCGGCUUACUGUGACAAAGUCCAAGGAGGAACUCCACCUCUGCCACAGUCCGGCUCUGCUCUCUCCCUCCCUGAAGCCCUGGGAGUCGUGGGGGUCGUCCUCCCUGACAGGAAUCCCCUCCUCUCUAUGGUGACACUUCUUGGGGCAGCCAUCGCCAAUGGCAACGCCGUCAUCAUGGUCCCCAGUCAGAAGUAUCCACUUUCAGCUUUGGCUUUCAUUCAGGUGCUUCAGUCUUCAGACCUGCCAGCAGGAUUGGUAAAUGUCAUCACAGGAAGUAGAGACCAGCUGACAGCCGCUCUGGCUAAUCACAGCGUCAUCAGGGCCAUCUGGUACUGGGGCAGUGCUGAGGGCUGUCAGUAUCUCCAGCACACCUGCAGCAGCCCUCUGAAGACCCUCCGUCUGAUCUGUCAGAAGGAAGCUGGAGGGACGGACUGGACUCAGUGUCGUCCCUCGCUCCUGGAGGAGAUGUGGAGGAACGCCGUCCAGUGGAAGAGUGUCUGGAUUCCCACUGCAUAAGCAGACAAAGAUGGAGGGUCAGGUAUCAGCUGUAGAGUAGAACUGUGACCUGAAGGAUCUGUGUUUAACAGGAAGGAUUAAGAAUGAAGCGUGACCAUGAAAUCUUAAGACGCCCCCCAGUAACUGACAGUUAGCUAAACCCCACAUGCCUCACUCAAGGCCAAAACACACCAGCGGUGAGUGACAAGUGUCAAAAAACACACCCCCUGUUUUCUAUGUACAACCUCACACCAGGCGUGCCUAGACGCGGCGCCCCGUGGCACUUCAGACCACUGUCCUGUCUCCAGCCUGCCGCCCCCAGAAUUAAAUGCAUUUCCCCCACUUAUGUGAAUGAUCAAUAAGGAACGCUCCUUUUGGUUUCACGUUUUAAUAUCAAGUCUUUUUGGAUCUACUGUAAUGACUUAAAAACAGGUGAGAAAAGGUUUUGGCUGGAUAAAAUGAUAAAGACAAUCUUUGAAUCAGGUGGAAAAAUAAUAUUUGCCAGAUUAAAAAAAGCUUUGCCAGGAUCAUUUUUCUAAAUUCCUUAAAGGAGAACUAAUGUUUUUUCAACCUGGGCCCUAUGUUCAGAUCUCCUUUUGUCUAAAUGAGUGAUAGGAUGUUCAAUAUGUGACAUUUCUCCAGUAUGAAGCUAGGGCUGACCUGCCUGCAGCCCGUGAGCGCGCGCUAUAUUAAAUAAUAGGGCACUCAGACAGCGUCAAACAACGUCAAAAUACGUCCACUAAAAGUGCAUUUUUUUCACACAGAUAGGCUCGGAUUGUUAGUAUAAUUAUCUGACAACAUAACGGAAAGGAGAAAUGAACGUGUGUGUUUACCUUUAGCUGGAUUCAGACAUGUUCCUCUGCCUGUUGCUGCUCCCUCUCUCUCCUCGUCCGCUCUUCAGUUUCAAUGAGCUCUGCGUCCGUGUACUCCGUGUUCAAAUAAAUACAGGCGCUCAUCAAAUUCAAAUGGCUCAUCCAGAUCCAGUUGGUCAAAAACUUUUUUCCUUUUUUGUGAAACCUGGUGGGGAAAAAGGUUUUCUGGGAUCCUUUUUGUCAAAAUUCCCUUUUUUUUUUUUUUUUUUUGGUUGGGGAAAAAUUGCCAGGUGCCAGGAUCAUUUCCUUCAAUCUUCUGUCAUUUCCUUUUUCUUUUUUUUUUUUUUUGUGAAACCUGUGCAAAAAAAAUGCCUGGAGGCGAGAAACAGGUUUUCCAGGAACAUUUUUAUAAAUUCCAUAUUGCCAAAAUCCCAUAUCUAGUAUUCCGUAUUGUCGGGGUAAUUUUUCUAAAUUCUUUAAUUUUUUUUUUCAUCUCUCCAUCAGGUGUAAAAUAAUUGUCUGAUGGGGGAGAAAAUGUUAUGCCAGGAUCAUUUUUCUGAAUUCCUUAAGUAGGAAAAAAAAAUCUUUUUAUGAUCUUUUGAAGUUCCUUCUUUUUUCAUCUGUAAAACUGGUGGAGAAAAAAGCUUUGACAGAAUUAUUUGUCUAAAUUCCUUAAUUUCUUCUUUUUUCUGUGAAACAGGUGGAAAAAAUAGUUUUGCCUGAAAUUUCAUAAUUCUUUUUUUCCAUUUGUAAAACCAGGUGCAGGGAACAGAAAGUUUUUCACAGGAUCAUUUUUUAGAAAUUCUGUUUGUUUUUUUUCCAUCAGUUUUUUUCAUCUGUGAAGAAUUUUUGCCAGGUGGAGAAAAAAUGUUUUGCCAAGAUAAUCUUUCAGAGUUCCUUUGUUUUUUACUGGUCAACUGGUGGGGAAUUUUUUUAAAUAUAUAUAUUUAUUUUUAUUUGUUUGUUUGAUCCUUACAAAAACAAAUUCACAUUUUUCACCUCUUUUCACAAAUUAAAAAAAAGUAGAAAAAUGACGAGGACAAAACCAAGUGUCAACUGUUUAACAGAUGGAAAAAAGAAUUAAGGAACUUUAAAAAAUGUCCUUCUAAAACCUUUAUUUUCACUUGUUCUUCAGUCAGAAACACAGCAGAGAAAACAAUUUAGAUCAGACUUAGAAAAUGAUCACCAUAGUUUCUUUGUCUCGCUUGUCUCUCAGAGCCUCUGUAAAUAGUUUGAAUCAAAUGUCUCAGUUGUAGUAAAAGUUUUCUACAAUCCAUCCUGUUUCAGUCUACAGCUUCAAGCCUGAUCUGCCUUCAAGUUCUGUUGAUGACGGAGCAAACAUGUUCAACGUUGCGUCAUCAGUCUGAACACACAAAUACACUGUGCUGUAUAUCUUUAUUACUGUACAGUAACACUGUGCCUGUUCGCCACACAGGUUCAGUUGGUGCAAACAUUCCCAAUGAAAUGUCAUUUGUUUCCAUGUCCAAGUUCACAUUGUUAAUAAAAGUUUUUCCAGUCUGUGUGUGUGGAGAAAAACUAAAGCCAUAAUUAAAAGAAUAUAAUUAAAUGAA
Epinephelus moara (kelp grouper) is the source of this 4953-nucleotide messenger RNA. It is a transcript of the gene aldh16a1, whose product is annotated as aldehyde dehydrogenase 16 family, member A1. Bases 204 to 2591 code for a protein of 795 amino acids. NCBI's taxonomy places the organism in Eukaryota, Metazoa, Chordata, Actinopteri, Perciformes, Serranidae. The record is from RefSeq and is a predicted model, not a curated record. Gene Ontology annotation, molecular function: oxidoreductase activity, acting on the aldehyde or oxo group of donors, NAD or NADP as acceptor. The transcript has 17 exons.